AGUCUCAGAAACAGAGUAAUUCCCGGUGGUAGUUAGUCCAUUGGAACACAACUUUCUGAACUUCAUAACUUCUCUUUAGCAUCAGGCUGCAAAAACUCAAUCCAGAAUGAACUUCAGUAGAAUGUUAGAUGUUUUCAGCAGGGCAUUCUCCUUGACUCGUGCUACAUGUAACAGCAUUCAAAGCUUUCAGGAAGUCAUCAUAUUUUCACCUGCAAAACGAAGCCUUUAUGGAACGACUGUAAAACCAUCUCAAGAGCCUUCAAACCAAGCAGACAGUGUUGCUUCUGGCCAGAGAGAUGUCUUUGUUGAUGGUGAUGCCAAAGAAAAGAGAACGUUGAGACGUAAAUUGGAAAAGUUGGCUCUAUCCCCCGAUGCAGAUCUGAGUCAAUCUAGUGUCGUUGCUGCUAGGAUAAGGAAACAGCUUCAGGCAAGCAUAAAGGCACAGAAACCAGUCAAAGAGAAGGAAGACAUUCUGAAGAAGAAGAGACGCGACUUGAGAUACCAGACACGUGACCUCAGUAGACUGAGUGUCAACGUGGUUGCAGAGAUUUUGAGGGAUAGAGUCAUCUUUGAAAAAGAUGAUAUCAUUGCAUUGGACAAACCUUAUGGGCUACCUGUACAUGGAGGGCCUGGGAUGAAACACAGCAUAGAUAGUCUUCUACCCAAGCUGUCUCAUUUACUCAACAAAAAAGGGACCACUGAAGAGCUACAUCUGAUACACAGGCUGGAUAAGGAGACUACUGGUGUGAUUCUGCUAGCAAGGACUGAAAAAACGGCAAGGAUACUCCACGAGAUGUUCAGAAAACGACAGAUUAUCAAACAAUAUUUGGUUAUCACAGUUGGAAUACCUAGCCCCAAGGAGGGCAUCCUUGACAUGCCGAUGACGGAGAAGGAGAUUGAUGGCAAGCACAGGAUGGUGAUCAAACCAGACAUGGCUGAUCUUUACCCCAACAGUGUUGGGGUUAGAUCGGGGAGAAGAAACAGAGAUAGUCAGGAAGCUAUAACUAGAUACAAGGUGUUGAGUGAACGAGGCAACUGUGCCCUGGUUCAGUUGGAACCUGAGACAGGUGUAAAGCAUCAGAUUAGAGUUCACCUAGCUCAAGGGUUAGGUUGCCCUAUCCUUGGUGAUCACAAGUAUUCGCAUCAUGAUAGACUAGCCCCUCAGAAACUGACCCCGGGUAUACUACAGUCAUUAGGAAUCAGCCAGCCUAAAGCUAGGACGGUACCAAUGCACCUUCAUGCCAGACAGCUUGUCAUACCAGAGAUCUUUGAUAAACAUAACUACUUCAUAUCAACUAGAGUCCCUUGGUUCUUCAGGGAAAAUAUGAAGAGAUUAAAACUAAAGUAUAAUACAUGAAAGGGGGUGGGGGGGGGGGGGGUAAUCUACUGUGCAAAUCCUUCACUCGUGUUAAAGGUCUGAAUUGCAGCCUACUCGUGCCUUGUGUACUGAAGGCCCCUGAAUUGAAACAGCAAGUUUUGUAUGUGCUAGUCUUUGCAUGGAGACACACUUGUUGAUCAAAGUUUCAAUCAGGGUCUGUGCCUGCAGACUAAAGGGGAGGGGACAGAAAAUAUUGGCAAGAUGUUGGCUAAUUAUGUUUAAAUCGACAGGCAUUAUCGUAAAAUAAGUCAUCAGUCCAUUUACUUCCGUUCAUUUUGUCAGUGCUGGUGGCAUCUUUCUAUGCCCAUUGACUUUGUUCACAGCAAGAGCACAGAAACCGACACCCAAGGCAAGAGACGCGACAAAUUUCACGAUAAGGCCCACUGACAUGAAAUCUAACUCAUUUAUGGACCUGAUAUAAUUAUUUUGUGCCAUAUCGACUCUCAGGCAGACACUGGGAUGAAUGCAUUUAAGAAUUUGGGUGUCCCACUUCAUGAAAAUGGAUCGAUACUGAUGAUGUCAUUGCCGAAUUUUAUGUGUCUAAUUUUGCCAAAACCCUGCAGCAUGAAUUCUUUUGCGCAGGCUGUAUUUCCAUGCAUUUAGCCAUGCUAGUAAACUGUGACAGCACUGGCCGUGUUGAUCCAGGGCCUCUUCAUAUUACACUGGCAUUCAUUGUCUUUCUUGCUGCCAGUUUUUUCAAGAAAUGAAGUGGGGAUAAUUUGUUGUGCCAGUAGGGUGGGUUAUUUGCACAAAUACCCAUUCAAGAAGGGCCACUAUUAUUGUGAAAUUUGUUAUUGUGGAAUUGCCCGUAUACAAUAUAUAAAGGAGGUAUUGUAAUAUAAUGGGUACCCAUAACUUAUGUAUUGUCACAAGCCUUCCUAUAUCAGCAUUCAAACAUCUUGUUAUUCGCUCUCAUUCAUUUAUCAUUUUAUGUAAAAUAAAAUAGUAAAAAACCU
Messenger RNA from Lytechinus variegatus (green sea urchin), 2334 nucleotides. It is a transcript of the gene rpusd4, whose product is annotated as mitochondrial RNA pseudouridine synthase Rpusd4-like. Gene Ontology annotation, biological process: pseudouridine synthesis. The coding region runs from base 107 to 1357 and encodes 416 amino acids. Lineage: Eukaryota; Metazoa; Echinodermata; Echinoidea; Temnopleuroida; Toxopneustidae. The transcript has 8 exons. The record is from RefSeq and is a predicted model, not a curated record. Gene Ontology annotation, molecular function: pseudouridine synthase activity; RNA binding.